Molecule: messenger RNA, 1255 nt
Organism: Dalotia coriaria
Lineage: Eukaryota; Metazoa; Arthropoda; Insecta; Coleoptera; Staphylinidae
Exons: 2
Coding region: 129-1160 (343 amino acids)
Source: RefSeq, a predicted model, not a curated record
CUAUCGAUUUACAAUACAAGGUGAACAUCGUGUAAUCUUAUCAAUCCAAAUCCAUAAACACAUGCGAUCAACGCACCAGGUGAUAACUUGUUCAGUCAAUUCAAUUUUUGCGUGUGGCGGUUGCGACAAUGUCGUCUGAUGAUACAGAAAAUGACAAACCUCCAAACAUGUUCCUUCCGAGCAUGUUGAAGAAAAAUGGAGGAAAAUUUGGCGCAGCAUUGGGUAAUGCCCUCAUGAAUAAAUUCCAAGCCCCAAAAAAACCAUCACCGCAAGAAGAUGCCCAAUUAGAUAGCCCGGAUGCACCGGAAGUUACAAAAGAAGAAACUACGGCAUGCGAUUCGGCAACCGCACCUGCCUCUGAUAAUAAUCCAAGGAAGGCAUUUGAAACACGACCGGUGACUUACAAUUUUACUAAGGAACCGACCGAAUCGCGAUUGCCUUUAAAUAAAUUUACUUCAAAAAGUACUGAUAACUUAUCAAACGAGGUAGUAAAUGAAAACAACAGUACAUUGGAUCGUAUUGAACGUAAUGAAAUUCUCAAUGACGUUCGAUCUAACCGAGUCAAGGCGCCGUCAACUCGUCCAAAAUCUACAAACAUCUUUAAAGAACAACUGGUUGCCGCUAAUAUUCCCUUAGACGAGAACUCUUAUUCUACCCCACCAGAUUCACCUCAACCACAAGAAAAGAAAGAAGAAAAGAAAGCAGACGAAAACAUGUUCAAAACAGGAAGUGUCCAGCCUCUAAAUGGAGGUUUUCGUAGGCAAACCCCAAUACGAAAUAGAACAGAUCGACCAUUAUCAGUGGGUAAUGUGGAAGCCCUCAGAAGACUAUCACCAGAGGGUUCAAAAGAAAGUAAAAUCGACGAAGUUGAUACAACAAUAAAUAACAAUAAAGUAUCGGCUAGAAAAGCUCUAUACCAUUCAAAAUCAACAGAAUUACUAGGUUCAGAUUUUGUCAAGUCAAAAGAACCAGAACCAAAAGAACCUUCUGAGAAGACAACAAAUCCAGCAGAUAAACUAACAAUUCGCAGUUUGAAAAACGUGGCUGUCACUUUAACAAAAAGUGUAAAAUUAAUGGAGGGAGAACUUGUUAGUAUGAAGGCACAACUUCAUAAUCUUAUUACCUUGAUUGGUGAAAUUGAAAAUGGCGAUAAGAAAUAAUCAUAUUUUCCCAAAUUCGAUAUCGAUAAAGUGUGUACCACAAGUAUGUACUUCCAUUAUUUAAUAAAUAUUACCUUACAUGGUUUCAUAGUUUA